AUGAAGGGCGCUUUCUUGACCGCCGCGGCGGCUCUUAUGGGCUCUGCCCUCGCCGAUGGCCACAUGCGCCGUCACGGCCAUGAGGCCUUCCACCACCGCCGUGCUAUGGGAACCGGCCUCGUCGACGCUGCUGAGGAGACCUGUGGCUGUACCACCAAGGUGAUCACCUACUACGGAUCCCCCACCUUGGUCCCUGUCUCUGCUACCUCGGCCGCAAUCCCCUCCUCUGCCGCAAUCCCCUCCUCUGCCGCCGCUGUCUCUGUCUCCCCCAGCCCGACCCCCUCGAGCAGCCCGGUCACCACCAGCAAGGUCACCACCACCCAGAGCUCGACCAGCUACAGCACCGUCACCGUCGAGGCCAGCUCUUCCCCUGCGCCUGCUCCCGCCAGCGUUGCGCCGACUAGCUCUGCUGUUGAGCUCCCGACCCCCUCUGUGACCGUGUUCCCCAGCACUGGUACCUUCACCAUCCCCGCGACCACCAUCACGGUCCAGGACACUACCACCGUCUGCGGUGCCACGUCCACCUCCGUCCCCAGCGGUACUCACACUCUCGGUGGUGUCACGACUAUUGUCGAGACCUCUACCGUUGUGACCUGCCCGUAUGCCACCGUUAAGCCCACUGGCAGCACCGUGACCAGCGUCAUUGAGACCACGACCUACACCUGCCCGGCUGCUGGUACCUACACCGUCGUCCCUCCGUUCACCACCACUGUCCCCUCCAGCACCGUCAUCGUCUACCCGACCCCUGCUACCAUCACUCCUGGUACCUACCCUCGUCCUGCCCAGAUCGUGACCGUCACUGAGACCGACUACACCUACACCUGCCCCUUCGACACUGGUCUCCCCAGCAGCACCCCCGCCGUGACCCCCUCCUCUGUGCCCGCUGUCGCGACCUCCAGCCCCGUUUCCGGUGUCGCUGCCGUUCUCACCUCUUCCAGCCCCAGCCCGGUCUCUGUCACUCCCAGCUCUGUCGCCUCUAGCUCCGUUGCCUCUGCUACUCCGUCCGCUUCCUCCGGCAGCAGCAGCAACCGCUAUGCUAUCGUCUACGGUAUCUACACCAACGACAGCGGCUGCAAGACCCAGGACACCAUCAACCAGGAAAUUGCCGAUAUUGCCAAGAAGGGCUUCUCUGCUGUCCGUGUCUACUCCACUGACUGCAACACCCUUCAGUACGUCGGCCAAGCCGCUCGUCAGAACGCCCUCAAGAUGAUCACUGGUGUCUACAUUGCCAGCAGCGACCUUUCUUCCGCCUACGACCAGCUGAACGACCUCAUCUCUUGGGGUGAGUGGGACCUUGUCGACGCCAUUGUCCUCGGUAACGAGGCGAUCCAGGGCGGCGCCAUCGAUGCCAGCGGUCUCUCCGGAUUUGUCCAGGCCGGAAAGGCCGAGCUCGUCAAGGCCGGAUACACUGGCAUGGUUACCCUGGCUGAGACCCUUAACGUCUGGCAGCAGUAUGCUAGCACCCUGUGCGAUGUCGUCGACCAGCCCGUCGUCAACUCCUACGCCUACUUCAACGGUGCCAUCUCCGCCCUUGGUGCCGGUUCUUUCGUCAAGUCUGAGCUGGACGAGCUCAACGCCCUCUGCCCCGGCAAGAGUGACGGUUGGGUUGGUGAGUCUGGCUGGCCUAGCCAGGGUGACAGCCUUGGCGCUGCCAUUGCCAACACUGUCGAGCAGAGCAUCGCCAUCCUCGCCAUCGAGACCACGAUCGGCCACAAGGUCGCCUUCUUCGAGUAUGCUAACGAGGCGUGGAAGCCUGCCGGCUCUCUCGGCGUCGAGAAGUUCUGGGGCUGCUUCGACGUCUUCAGCUGGCUCCUGUAAGCGUUCAGUACUAUUGACGCGAGUCUAAUACCCUUUGUUGAGGACUUGGUCUCCCCCAGGAUGGCUCGGAGUUUUGGCACCUUUU
Paecilomyces variotii is the source of this 1903-nucleotide messenger RNA. RefSeq names its product putative beta-glucosidase btgE. Gene Ontology annotation, biological process: cell wall organization. Gene Ontology annotation, cellular component: extracellular region; cell surface; fungal-type cell wall. Gene Ontology annotation, molecular function: 1,3-beta-glucanosyltransferase activity; glucan endo-1,3-beta-D-glucosidase activity. Bases 1 to 1818 code for a protein of 605 amino acids. The transcript has 2 exons. NCBI's taxonomy places the organism in Eukaryota, Fungi, Ascomycota, Eurotiomycetes, Eurotiales, Thermoascaceae. The record is from RefSeq and is a predicted model, not a curated record.